GACGUCAACAGCGAGGACGAAUGGACUAAAGACGAUUACAUCAAGCAGCUGGCUGGGGACUACGUAUCCAAGAAGAUGACCGAGCACAGGGACGAGCUCAUCCGGGACCUCAUCAAGGUGGUCUCUGCGACGGUCCCCGACCAGAUCCAGGAUUUUGCCGCUCAGCUUACUGAGCACUCUCGUGCUGCUGGGAAGUUGGCGGAAGGAGUACAACAGCUUCCAGCUAUGGCCAAGCAAGCAUCCGAACAAUUUUGCUCCGAGAAGCUGGAUGCUUUCUACCGCAAGUUCCAGGAACAGUUGGACGGCCACUCAGUUCGACUUCGUGCCGUUGAAAACAGGUUCGAUGGCCGCGACUCUGAACUGCAGACACUUCGAGAGCACAUUCAAGAACUCCGCGCUGCCCUCGCGGUUGCCAACGUCCAGCCCAAACCACCUCCCGCUAGCGCUGCAGGCUUUGACAGGGAUACCGACGCAACGAUCAUCCGCAGCAUGGCUUCCAAAUUGGUGGACUUGUCUGCGGUACAGCGAAUCAUGUCGGACUGGGUCGUCAGCUGCGGGAUCAAGGCCGAGUUCUUCACGAUCUCUUCCAGCGAGCAAGUCGCCAAACAGUUCGCGGUCCAAUUCUCUGGGGCAGCAGGACCUGCGGCUCGUCGUGUCUCUCAGGUUCUCGGCGCUCAGCGGCUCGCCCCUGGCCAAUGGAAAAGAUUCGAGGUCAUGGCCAUGGACGAGCAGCUGGAGAUCCAGGGCCGCAAGCUCAGGGAGGCCUUCAAGAACGUGGCCCCCGACAAGAGAUGGUUCUUCGACCGUGACAGGGGCUGCCUCAUGGCGGGGUGGGGCCCGGUGCUCCGUCUCUCUCCCAACCCUGGGAACAUUCCCUCGGAGGUCGCGCGGGCAGACAACAUUGCGCAGAAGCUGGCGCUCCCGAAGGAUCAGCUGGCGGAGCUCGCCUACCUCAAAAGGCUGAACUUCACUUGCGGCAGUGUCGCCAUCCAAGAGGUUCACCAGGGCAAGAAGCAGCUCAUCGACUUCCUCUCCAAGGUUGCACCACGCGCGAAGGCCCACGCCAGCUACUGCGAGGGGUCUGCAGUACGGGGCGGCGUUGCCACCAUCAUUCCCGCUGAAUUCCGCGCUGGGGUCCCUCGGCGAUCUUUAGUCCCUGGUAGAGUGCUACGAGUAGCCCUUCAACUGGACGGCUCCUACGUUCACUAUCACAAUGUGCACAAACACGACCUGACCAUUGCCCAGCUCAAUGGAGUGUCGAAAGAUUUGGUUGCUGACCUGAAG
Prorocentrum cordatum is the source of this 1284-nucleotide messenger RNA. NCBI's taxonomy places the organism in Eukaryota, Dinophyceae, Prorocentrales, Prorocentraceae. The record is from the annotation of a GenBank genome assembly.